Messenger RNA from Pelodiscus sinensis (Chinese soft-shelled turtle), 3983 nucleotides. The record is from RefSeq and is a predicted model, not a curated record. Lineage: Eukaryota; Metazoa; Chordata; Testudines; Trionychidae.
GAAAUUUUUGAAGUGGCCCCGGACCAGAAAUUGUUGCCCACCCCUGUCCUAGUGUCUCCUGCGUCAGUCCCUGCUGGCUGACAGCGAUAUUGCUCCAUUGCCGUGUGGGGGCUGCUAGAAGGAGCCUCCGAGCUCUUCACUGCAAAGCUUGUGGCAAUGAGAACCCCUUAGGCCAUGUAUCUGUUGAAGCAGCUUAUCCCAUAGCGUGUAAACUCAGGGGUGUAGGACAGUGGUUCCCAGCCUGUGGUCAGCAGACUCCUAGUGCUCUGCAAUGGUGCUGUAUGGGGUCUGUGAAAAGUUUAAAAUACAGAUUAAAGUAAAUGUACCGUGUACAAAACACUUAUGUAUUUGAAUUAAUAAUAUUGUACGUUGUGUAAUUAUAAAUAUAUAUUUAAUAUUUUAUUUCCGUGAUCGUGUUUUCAAAUAAUGGAGUGUUUGAAAACACCUAUUUUGUUUGGCGGGAGGGGUGUCCGUACAAUUUUAAUAGAUUGAAAAGGCAUCCAUGUGCUCAAAGAAGUUGGGAGCCCACUGCUGUUGGAGCUUUCUUUUGCUUCUGUUUUUGUCCAGGGCCUAGUGGAAUGGGACCCCUUGUGCUAUGCUUAGGUCUAUUAGAUGCUGUGACUACUCAUUUUCUUUGAAUGCUUGUUUGGUUUAUAUGAUUUCUGGUUGUCUAUCUUGUGUCAUAUUUGGCGAGACCCUCUGACAGGUAGCAGGAGUUGUCUUGAUCAAGAGCUUGGUUGUGCCAACCGGUGUCUUGCUCCCCCUCUCGUGUGAUGGCCUGGGCUCUAAUGUGAAGUGAAAUGUGGAUCAUCCUACACUUGUCAGCUGGAGCAUAUAUAAAGCCAGCAGGUGUAACUGAACCUGGGACUGCAUUAGUCUCUUGCAUGGCCUGGACUUCCAGGAUCCACGCAUGGCUCAGCCUGGAUCCCCUUUAACGGGUAUGUCAAAGUGUCCCAAUUUAUCCAGGUAGAUUCAGGUAUCGCUUUAAUUCAAUCGGGGUACCAUUAGGUGUCUGAUUAAAUACAUGAAAUAAUGAUCCUGCCUGAUGGUGUGAAUCUCUGAGCCUUAGACUCUCAUCCUGCAAACAUUCAGCAGCUCCAUUUAAUUUUAAGCGUCUGAAUGUUUCACUUCUGCCAAUUUAGUCCUGAGGAGAGCACCUAGGUCUCUGCUGCAAAUAAAUGGAUGAAAACUAGAGGUUUGAAAUAUAGGAGCCUCAACGUAGACACUUACAUCCAUGUUCAGGCAGUUGAAUACAGGGCUUGUUUUUCAGAACUCCUCGGUGCUCAGAAUCAAAUCCCAUUCCUGCAGGUGCAGGAAUGUUGAAACUCAAACCAUGUAUUGAGAGAAAUGCAUAUGGCUUUUGGGCUCUAACUUGUGUGUGUUGCUUAUAGAAUAUCUAGACUCAAACUUUUGCCCAAAAUGGCAGUAUCUGGCAUGUGUCACCAGGGAUAGAGUCUGGGGAGAAUGGGGGUGUGGAAAGGCUUGCAGCCCCUUCGGAAAUGUCUCCCAAUUUUCCUCCCCCCCCUGCCAGGCGGCAGAACACCCAUGUCUGACUCCAGUUCAGCCCCUGGCCUGCAGAGCCAGGGACAGGAAAUGACCGUGGCGGAGCCGGUGAGCUUCGAGGAGGUGGCUGUGUACUUCUCUGAGGAGGAAUGGGCUCUGCUGGACCCGGGCCAAAGAGCCCUCUACAGGGAUGUGAUGCAGGAGAAUUACGAGGCUGUGAGCUGGCUGGGAUUCUCCAUUCUCAAACCUGACCUGAUUCUCUGGCUGGAACGAGGGGAAGUGCCGUGGGCCUUGAUUCUCAAAGAAACAGAGCUCCUGAGACAAACUGGUGCAGUUGAGGAGUCAGGGAAACUGAGCCAGAAACUAUCCGGUGCGAGGACAGUGAGGGAGAACAAUGAGAAUCAACAGCAGGACAGUCCUGGCACCAUAGAAUCACAGGGAAUGUUUCUGGAAGGAGAUGAAGGGGAUGUUUCCCAGUGUGUGGAACAGAGGGAAACCUGGGGAAAUCAACACAGGGCAGAAAGGCAAUUGGAGAACAAUCCAAGCAGGAAAGCAGAGGAAUCCAUGGAAUGUGGAGGAGAAUCCAAGGAUCCCAAGGAAAUUUUAGCCCAGCAGACAAAUCACAAUGGAAAGAAAUGCUGUGAUGAAAGCUCAGAUUGUGAGAAAAUAUUAAGAGAGAAGUCAGGCCUUAUUCUGCCCCAGCGAGGGCACACAGGAGAAAGACUCUGCAAAUGCCUGGAGUGUGGAAAAAGUUUGAUUGAUCUGUCAUCACGUAUUGAACCUGAGGUUACCCCCAUGGGGGAGAAAUCCUAUAAAUGCUCUGAGUGUGGGAAAAGUUUCACUUUCAGAUCACAUCUUAGUAGCCAUCAGAAAACCCACAUUGGAGAGAGACCAUAUAGAUGCUUGCAAUGUGGGAAAAGCUUCAAACAGAAGUCAAGCCUUAUUGUACAUCAGAGAAUCCACACUGAACGAUCAACCCUCAGUAGGCAUGAGAGAACCCACACAGGAGAGAGACCAUAUAAGUGUUUCCAUUGUGGGAAAAGUUUCCGAUUCAGUUCAAACCUUUUUAUCCAUCAGAGAGUGCACACGGGAGAGAGGCCGUAUAAAUGCCAGGAGUGUGGGAAAGCUUUCGCUGUACACGCGUACCUCCUUAACCACAAGAGAACACACACAGGAGAGAGACCAUAUAAAUGCCACGAGUGUGGGAAAGGAUUCACUGAACGAUCAGCUCACUAUAGACAUGAGAGAACCCACAUCAGAGUGAGACCAUAUAAAUGCCAGGAGUGUGGGAAAUGUUUCCUUUCCCAAUCAGAUCUUAUUAAACAUGAGAGAACACAUACGGGAGAGUCACCAUAUAAGUGCCAUGAGUGUGGGAAAGGUUUCACUAUACAAUCAGCCCUCAGUAGACAUGAGAGAACCCACACGGGCGAGAGACCAUAUAAAUGCCACGAAUGUGGGAAAAGUUUCGCUGAACAAUCAGCUCUCAUUAGACAUGAGAGAACCCACACAGGGGAGAGACCAUAUAAAUGCCAUGAGUGUGGGAAAGGUUUCACUGUACGAUCAGACCUCAUUAGACAUGAAAGAACCCACACAGGAGAGAGACCAUAUAAGUGCUUCCAUUGUGGGAAAAGCUUCACUGUGAGUUCAUACCUUUUUGUCCAUCAGGGUGUGCACACGGGAGAGAGGCCGUAUAAAUGCAAUGAGUGUGGAAAAGAUUUCACUUUUCAAUCAGCCCUGAGUAAGCAUGAGAAAACCCACAUGGCAGAGAGACCAUGUAAGUGCUUUGACUGUGGAAAAAGGUUCAAAGAGAGGUCAAACCUUGUAAGCCAUCAGAAAGUGCACAAGCAAGAGAGAGAGAGACCCUAUCAAUGUCAGACGCUUCAGGGGGUAGCUGAAUUAGUCUGUACAGCAGGGGUGACCAACCCGUUAGAGACAAAAAGCCAAAAUAGAGGUGGUGGGGGGGGGCAUUGUUAAUCAAAAAGACCCCAAAGACCUGCGCUGGGAGAAAAUAGGUGCUGGUACGCUGUCCUGUGACAUGCCAUCACAAAAAACGCACUGGAAAGGGGUGAGAGGUGCAAGCUGUGGGAGGGAAUUUAGGUGCAGGAGGAAGUAGAGAGGAUGCUGGGUCAGGGAGAGUGCUCCAGGCUGGAGUGUGUGGGGUCAGGUGGAGGGUUGGGUUUCUGAGUAAGCUGCAGGCUUGUGGCUGUGAGGGUGCAGGAGUUUGGGCUGGGGUGCAUGUGGGGCUCAAGGAAGGGAGGCUGGGAGUAUAAUGGGCUCGGGACAGGUUUGCGGUGUGUGGGUGGUGCAGGUGUGUUGUGGCAGAAGAGAGUUUGGGGAUGUGAGAGGCUCAGGAUGGGGGAUUCCAGUGUAUGAGAGGGAUUCCAGUGUAUGGGAUCUGGGAGGUUGCAGGAGUGUUAUGAUGCUGUGACCAGAUGGGGGCUUGGUGGCCAGGCUUCAUUUUUAAAUAAAAUAUGUCAAAC